Messenger RNA from Tribolium madens (black flour beetle), 1082 nucleotides. It is a transcript of the gene Obp73a, whose product is annotated as general odorant-binding protein 70. The transcript is spliced from 6 exons. Bases 133 to 660 code for a protein of 175 amino acids. The record is from RefSeq and is a predicted model, not a curated record. Gene Ontology annotation, molecular function: odorant binding. NCBI's taxonomy places the organism in Eukaryota, Metazoa, Arthropoda, Insecta, Coleoptera, Tenebrionidae.
UAACUAAAGACUAUAUGAAAUUGCAAUAUCAGUGCUGUUGGGCAACUACAAAGAGCAACUUUUACAAAUUCAACAGUUGCCGCUGUGAAUCAUUUUAUUUCUUUCGCUAUAUUAGUGCGGUCGAGUCUCAAAAUGUGCACCAAAGUUUGCAUUUUGAUUUUGUCAAUCAUUAUCAUCGUUAAUGCCGAAGAAUCAAAGGAGAAUAAAUGUAAUAUUCCCCCAACAGCACCGAAAAAAAUCGAAGAUGUGAUCAACAAGUGUCAGGAUGAAAUCAAAUUGGCUAUUUUAACCGAGGCUUUGGAAGCGCUCAGUAUCAACGAACAUGCCAAAAGUAGGGCCAAACGUGACACAUUUUCCGACGAUGAAAAACGCAUCGCUGGUUGUUUGCUCCAGUGUGUCUAUCGCAAAAUGAAAGCGGUGAACGAAAAAGGCUUCCCCACUGUCGAAGGCCUCGUGGCUUUGUAUUCCGAAGGAGUGACCCAAAAAGAGUACAUUAUUGCCACCCUGCAAGCUGUCAAUGUCUGUCUCAAUAAAGCCCAGAAGAAACACCUUACAAAACCGCAAUCUUUGGAAGAACAUGGAAAGACUUGCGAUAUUGCCUACGACGUGUUCGAUUGUGUUUCGGAGAGAAUUGGGGAAUAUUGUGGACAAACGCCGUAAAUUGGACUAACAUUUCGAAACAGAAAAAUCACACAAAGACACUAGUCAGAGAAUUUUUAACACAAACAGAUUUUAGAUUUAGUUUUUGUAAUUCUCAUCACUGUAAUUAAUGACAUGAUAAUACCCAUUAAGUUAAUUUAUUAACACAUUCUGUAAUUAAAACGCUGUUUACUUUUUUACAUCGAAAACAUUAAAAAUCUUCUAAAUUACCCUCCCCAUUUAGCUCAAACAAAGCAGUAAUAAUUAAGCGAACAAACGUGUGAACUUAUCAGAUUUUAAAACUGAGGUCGAUAUCAACUGCUGGUAUGUCGGUGUCGCAAUGCUUAUUUUAAAUUGUCAUUUGUGUUAGUUAAUUAGUGUAGGUUUUUGUAUUUUUUAUAAAUGGUAGGUACCCCUGAAAGUAAUAAAAUUUAUCAACAGUG